Molecule: messenger RNA, 1399 nt
Organism: Mercenaria mercenaria
Lineage: Eukaryota; Metazoa; Mollusca; Bivalvia; Venerida; Veneridae
Product: protein-L-histidine N-pros-methyltransferase-like
Exons: 7
Coding region: 348-1244 (298 amino acids)
Molecular function (GO): protein-L-histidine N-pros-methyltransferase activity
Source: RefSeq, a predicted model, not a curated record
UACGCUGACGCAUUAAAUAAAACAACAACAUGAUGAACAACGUUGUGUUUCGAGGAAAUUAAGUAAAGAUAUAGGUCUUGUUUGAAUUUAGCUACUGCUUUUCAGGUUCGGUGAUACCCCAAAGUAAUGACAGCGGUCGCAUUUUUUUUAAUACGUAAGAAAAUCUGAAACUCAAAUUUAAGAUUAAACAUAUCCGGAUAGAAACAGUUCGGAUAAAUUGUCGAGUCAUAAUUUAACUUUUGGAGAAUUUGGCAAACUUCAUAGCAGUUAGAGUCUGGAAGAAAAAAAUCUAUGAUCAUUUAAUCUUAGCAGUCUCUCUACUCUCCAGCAUUGAAGGUACUAAAGUGAUGUACAGCUUCUCAAAUAGGAGGGGGAGGGGUACACUGGCACGUACCAUAUACAACCGGGUGCUUGAAGAUGAACAGCACAGGCAUGAUAAUCACAGCUACUGGUAUUUUGUGAAGAGAUCAAACCUGCCUGCAGAUUUAUGUGACAGUUUCCUACAACUAGAUCAAGACAGUGAAACUAUGGAUUUCCUUGAGAACUGUUACGAGAAGUCUGACUGGGUGUUUAUGCAAAUAUACCACUCUGUAGCCAAGUCAUUACUCAGCUGGUUUAUGGAAAAUACAUCAAUAAAUGGGUGGUUGGGUAGAGGGUCCAUGUUUGUGUUUUCUAGGUCACAGUUUACACAGUUACUUGACAUUGAUGAGGACUGGAAAGAAGAAAGUUUGUUAGACUUGGGUGCUGGUGAUGGUGAGGUCACGAAAAUGAUGGCCCCAUAUUUCAACCACAUUUAUGCCACAGAAACAUCAAAACCAAUGGUUAAAAGGCUUAAUGAUAAAGGAUACCGAGUGCUUGAUGUGGAGUCGUGGGAUGACGGUUCAAUUUCCUUUGAUCUGGUCAGCUGUUUGAAUCUCUUAGAUCGCUGUGAUAAACCACUCAGUAUUUUACAUUCCAUAAAGAAAGUUCUGAAACCGGGAGGUCAUGUCAUUGUAGCUGUUGUGUUGCCAUUUGAACCCUAUGUUGAAUUUGGUCCUGAUAACAAACCAACAGAGAAAAUAGAACUGAAAGGUCACACAUUUGAGGAACAAUCUGUCAGUCUUGUGAGAGAUGUGUUUGAACCUGCUGGCUUUUCACUUGUCAGAUUUACACGUGUACCAUAUCUAUGCGAGGGAGACUUGGAAACUAGCUUUUAUGUGUUAGAUGAUGCUUUAUUCGUGUUGAAACUUAGUGAAAAAGGUUGAAUAUUUGACAGGUAAAAAAGGACGCUUUUCUUAGAGGAUACACAUGUACAUGAAAUUGAGUGGGAAUGUGAAAAUAUAUCUAAUGGUAUUGAAUGUUUGUUUUGUGGAUAUAUAAAGUGAGUUCUGUGGAUGUGUUAAUAUUUGGAGAGUGUUUA